Molecule: messenger RNA, 922 nt
Organism: Closterium sp. NIES-65
Lineage: Eukaryota; Viridiplantae; Streptophyta; Zygnematophyceae; Desmidiales; Closteriaceae
Source: the annotation of a GenBank genome assembly
GUACGAUUUCACGUCCUUUGCCUUCCCCACCAUCCACUUCAACGUCCCUUCCUACUUUCGAUGGUACCUCUCUUCAGACCUCACCCCCACCUACCGCCUCCUGCACUGGCAGCUGCAGUACCUGCAGUGGCGAGGGCCUAAAGCCCCCCAGUGGCUGCUCAAGUGCCCAGCUCACCUCUUCUCUCUACCUGCGCUCAUGACCGCUUUUCCCGACGCCAAACUCAUCUUCACACACAGGAAUCCGUUGACUGUGCUGGCAUCGGCACAUAGCCUUAUAAGGGGAGUACGGAGCAUCCACUCGGACAAUGUGGAUAAGUCAGAGAUCUCUCAGACAUGGGUGCCAGCUGUCGCAAGCGCAUUGGCUGAGAUGAUGCGGCUGCGGGGGAUUGACGGGUCAGGCACAGAGGGGAAAGAAGAAGUGACUGAAGAGAGGGAGCGUACAAAUGGCUCAAAGGGCUAUGUGACUGUAACGAAGGGGGAGAAGAAAGGGGAAGGAGAUGAGGUGGAGGGAAGUGUGUGCAGUACUGCCAGCAACGGAAGCAGCAGCAAUGGUUCUUCACCUGUUGGUGUAACCAGGAGCAGCACCAGCAACGGUAGCAACAGUGAAGAGAGUAGUCAUGACCUGACUUCAUCUGACAGUACUGCCGUGCUUGCUUUGCAGUCAUCCCAGGCCGUUGAUGUGCGCUACAGCGAUCUCGUGGCCGAUCCGAUGGCCACGGUGCGCCGCAUCUACCGAGAUCUGCUCAAGCGCCAGCUGGACGAUGACGUGGCGGAUAAGAUGCGCGCCUACCUGGCAGGCAACUCCAAGGAGAAGCGGCCGCGGCACCACUACAAGUGGGAAGACACAAUGCUGGAUAAGCAGCAGGAGAAGCAGCGCUUCGAGUUCUACAUCCGUGCUUUUGGCCUCGAUAGUGAGCAGUAG